AUGGCUAAGUCUUCAUAUCACGCCGUUUGCUGCGGUGGAGGUGGCGGAGAGGGGAAGAGAAACGUUGUUGGCGGUGGCGGAGAGGGGAAGAGAAAUGCCGCUGGAGGUGGAGAUUUUAAGAAGCUUCGCGCAGGAGGUGGCGGAGAGGGAAAGAGAAACGCCGCCGGCGGAGGAGAUUUAAAGAAGCUUCGUGGAGGAGGUGGCGGAGAGGUGAAGAGGAACGCCGCUGGAGGCGGUGGAGAAGUGAAGAGGAAGGCAAAUAGAGAUCUAGGGGAAUACUUGAGGUCUGGGGAUGAAUCAGCAAUGACAAGAAAUGGAUGA
Molecule: messenger RNA, 321 nt
Organism: Cucurbita moschata (crookneck pumpkin)
Lineage: Eukaryota; Viridiplantae; Streptophyta; Magnoliopsida; Cucurbitales; Cucurbitaceae
Product: circumsporozoite protein-like
Exons: 2
Coding region: 1-321 (106 amino acids)
Source: RefSeq, a predicted model, not a curated record